This is a messenger RNA of Hirsutella rhossiliensis, 2073 nucleotides long. Its product is annotated as hydroxymethylglutaryl-coenzyme A reductase domain-containing protein. Gene Ontology annotation, cellular component: endoplasmic reticulum membrane; peroxisomal membrane. Gene Ontology annotation, molecular function: protein binding; hydroxymethylglutaryl-CoA reductase (NADPH) activity. Bases 1 to 2073 code for a protein of 690 amino acids. Gene Ontology annotation, biological process: isoprenoid biosynthetic process; coenzyme A metabolic process; ergosterol biosynthetic process. The record is from RefSeq and is a predicted model, not a curated record. NCBI's taxonomy places the organism in Eukaryota, Fungi, Ascomycota, Sordariomycetes, Hypocreales, Ophiocordycipitaceae. The transcript has 2 exons.
AUGACUGCCAGCCACGACAACAUGUGGAAAAGCCAGAGCCUCGAGCGUGACACAGCCGCAGUCGCCAACGCCCGUCAACUCGCCCUCGUGACACUGGUUCUCCCCGAAGCCCUCUCCAACACAGCUCUGCGACCCUGCAGCGUCCCGGCCCACGACAAUUUCUCUGUCGCAAUCCUGGCAUCCAACGACGCCCCAUUAACGACCUGCCCGCCUUCACAAGUCCUCUCCUCCUGGCAGGCGCCCGACUUUGUAGCCGCCGUCCAGGAGAUGUCGCAAGACGAAGACAAGGAGACGGGGUCUGGGUACGAUGGCCAGAGGGAAAGAUGGGUUAUCAAGGCCGCUCAAGUCAGCGCCCGCGCCGACUCUCCAUCGAGGAUUCAGUCUCAGGCUGGUAGUCUGGACAGCAGUGUCUUCGUCAGAUUCAUUACUAGAUUUUUCGACGGAUUGAAGAAUCCCCUCUGGUCCAGAUGGAUCUUCGUCGUCCUGGCUCUCACCGUUGGCUUCCACGGCUAUCUUUUCAAGGGUGCAGCAUCGGCCACCAAGGAGCACAAUCUCGAAAUCGACGACAAAGACUCUGCUCGCUUCUGGAAAAAGAAGGAGCCAGGUUCGACCGCGGUGCCUGUUGACGAAUACACAUGUACGACUUUGCAACAGACCGCGCCUGUUCCUGCUAUGACCGACGACAAGGGACAUGUGCUCUCAGCGACAAAGCAUGAACCCCCCAUUCUUUCCGAACAUCGCUCACACGAGGAUCUCGAGAAGCUGCUUGUGGAGAAGCGAGCUUGCGAAAUGACGGACAAGGAAAUUGUCACCAUGGCGAUUAGGGGCAAAAUCCCUGGGCACGCCCUAGAAAAGACACUCAACAAUGACUUCACCCGCGCCAUUAGGGUUAGGCGCAUGGUCAUCUCGCAGAUCAACCAAGCAACUAUAGGUCCAGCACAUAAUCUGCAUGAAUCAAACCUGCCGUACGACAACUACAACUGGAGUCGCGUGUUUGGAGCUUGUUGCGAAAACGUAAUAGGCUAUGUCCCCCUACCCGUGGGCGUCGCCGGCCCCCUCGUUAUUGAUGGCAAGAGCUACGUUAUUCCAAUGGCCACCACCGAGGGGGUGCUAGUUGCCAGCACAAGCAGGGGCUGCAAAGCGAUUAAUUCAGGCGGCGGCGCUGUUACAGUCGUGACGGCAGACGGCAUGACGCGUGGCCCCUGUAUUAGCUUCCAGACUCUGACGAGAGCUGGUGCUGCCAAGUCGUGGCUAGAAUCUAAAGCCGGACAGACGAUAAUGCGGACGGCAUUCAACUCAACAAGCAGUUUUGCGCGCCUUCAGACGAUAAAAACGGCCAUGGCCGGGACAUACAUCUACAUCCGGUUCAAGGCAGCCACGGGCGACGCCAUGGGCAUGAAUAUGAUAUCCAAGGGCGUUGAACACGCGCUCAAGGCCAUGGCGUUGGAGGGUGGUUUUGACGAUAUGACCAUCAUUUCCCUCUCGGGCAACUUUUGCAGCGAUAAGAAGUCGUCUGCUCUUAAUUGGAUCGAAGGACGCGGUAAAAGCAUCGUGGCUGAGGCUAUUAUCCCGGCCAAAGUCGUGAUGAGCGUCCUCAAAACCGACGUUGACUCCUUGGUCGAGCUAAAUACUUCAAAAAACCUAAUUGGAUCGGCCAUGGCAGGUUCUAUCGGUGGCUUCAACGCUCACGCAGCUAAUAUUGUUGCCGCUAUUUUCCUGGCUACGGGGCAAGAUCCCGCGCAAGUGGUUGAAAGCGCAAACUGCAUCACCACUAUGAAAAAUUUCCGCGGCUCGCUCCAGAUAUCCGUCUCAAUGCCCUCGCUCGAGGUAGGCACCCUCGGCGGCGGUACUAUACUCGAACCCCAGGGCGCCAUGCUCGAUGUCCUUGGAGUCCGGGGCGCGGAUCACGCGAGCCCUGGUGAAAACGCUCGCCGACUUGCCCGCAUUAUUGGCGCUGCCGUUCUGGCUGGCGAGCUAUCUCUAUGCAGUGCCCUGGCCGCCGGCCACCUUGUGAAGGCGCACAUGCAACAUAAUCGAAGCCCGCCACCGUCACGAGCCCACACCGGCAUAUGA